Messenger RNA from Lotus japonicus, 3513 nucleotides. RefSeq names its product MDIS1-interacting receptor like kinase 2-like. The transcript has 2 exons. Bases 158 to 3349 code for a protein of 1063 amino acids. NCBI's taxonomy places the organism in Eukaryota, Viridiplantae, Streptophyta, Magnoliopsida, Fabales, Fabaceae. Gene Ontology annotation, molecular function: ATP binding; protein binding; protein kinase activity. Gene Ontology annotation, biological process: protein phosphorylation. The record is from RefSeq and is a predicted model, not a curated record.
UCUUCAAUUCUUUUAUUAUCUUUCAAUGGCAGACUAGAAUUGACCCAACUUUACCCACUUCAAGUCUUCAACAUACCAUCUUGCUCAUCAUUUGCUCCCCCUCAAAUCCAAUAUCAUAAUCCUGAUUCCUGACACAAAAAAACCCUUUUUUUUAAUCAUGGUACAAAUGCUGGUUUUGAUUAAUCAAGCACGCUCCCAAAUCCAGAUCAUGUUUCUGUGUCUCCUUCUAACAUUUUUGCUUCCCAAAGCAGCAGCUGAAGAGACUGAAGCAAAUGCUCUAUUGAAGUGGAAACAAAGCCUUGACAACCAAAGCCAAGCUCUCUUGUCAAAUUGGACAGGUUCUGAUCCAUGCAAAUGGAGAGGAAUCCAGUGUGACAAAUCCAGCUCCAUCUCUAGCAUAAGUCUGGAAAAUUAUGGACUAAAAGGUACACUCCACAAUCUCAGUUUCUCCUCACUCCCCAACCUACUUACCCUAAAUAUCUAUAACAACUCCUUUUCUGGGACCAUCCCCCCACAAGUAGGUAACAUGUCCAAAUUAAAUGUUUUGAACUUGUCUAUAAAUCCCUUUGAUGGUUUCAUUCCUCAAGAGAUUUGGACAUUAAGGACUCUACAUGGCCUUGAUCUUUCCCAAUGUCAACUAGAGGGAGCUAUUCCUAGCUCCAUAGGAAACUUGUCCAAACUAUCAUAUCUAGACUUUAGUACCAACAAGUUGUCUGGCCACAUUCCUCCAGAGAUUGGAAAAUUGAAAAACUUGGAGUAUCUUAGCAUAGCAGACAAUCAACUUUCUGGUCCCAUUCCUAGAGAAAUUGGGAUGCUUACAAAAGUUAGUAUUUUUGACCUCUCACUGAACCCUCUCUCUGGUCCUAUCCCUGAAACAAUAGGUAAUAUGAGCAGUUUAAAUGAAUUUUAUCUUCGCAACACAACCCACUUGUCUGGAACAAUCCCACCUUCCAUAGGGAACCUGUCUAACCUGUCUUUGCUCUACCUUUACAACAAUAAUCUUUCUGGAUCAAUACCAGCUUCCAUAGGAAACUUGGUCAAUUUGAAAGAACUUUGGCUAAGUGACAACAAGCUUUCAGGGCCCAUUCCAUCCACCAUUGGGAGCUUAACAAAGCUCACAGAUUUGUUCUUGCGCUUUAAUCGUCUUUCUGGACCGAUUCCUGCCUCUAUAGGGAACCUGAUCAAUUUGAAUUCCCUGAGUCUCCAACAAAACAAUCUCUCAGGAACUAUUCCUACCACAAUUGGUAAUUUGAAAAAUCUCUUCAAGUUGGAACUGUCCAGCAACAAACUCAAUGGUAGCAUUCUACAGAGCCUGAAUAAUUUAACCAUCUUGGAUACCUUGUUAUUAGACAAUAAUGAUUUCAUUGGCCAUUUGCCACCUGAAAUCUGCUCUGGUGGGUUUCUAAUGUACUUCAUGGCUUUUAACAACCAUUUUACUGGUCCAGUACCAAGAAGCUUGAAGAACUGCUCAAAUAUUGUUAGACUCGCGAUUGAUAAAAAUCAAAUAGAAGGGGACAUAUCACAAGAUUUUGGUGUGUAUCCUGAUGUGGAAUUUGUUGACCUGAGUGACAAUAAAUUGUAUGGCCCCAUUUCACCUAAGUGGGGGAAGAACCUUAAUCUUAACACCCUCAAGUUAUCCAACAAUAACAUUUCUGGUGGCAUACCAAUAGAACUUGUUGGAGCAACCAAGCUUGGCAGGCUUGACCUUUCUUCAAACCACCUGACUGGGAAUCUUCCAAAGGAGCUACGAAGCCUGGCACAAUUAUCUGAGCUCAAGAUUAGUAACAAUGACAUUUCAGGAAUAAUUCCAGCAGAAAUUGGAUUGCUACAGAUGCUUGAAACUUUGGAUCUUGGAGGAAAUGAAUUGAGUGGCACAAUACCAGAAAAAGUUAUGAUCUUACCCAGGUUGCUGAAGUUAAAUUUGAGCAUGAACAAAAUUGAAGGAAACAUUCCCUCACAGUUUACCAAAACUCUGAUCUCUCUGGAUCUUAGUGGCAAUCUAUUGAAUGGAAUGAUACCACCAAGUCUGGGAAAUUCGGAGGACUUGUUAAUGUUGAAUCUCUCACAUAAUAGUCUUUCCGGCACCAUUCCUUCCACUUUCAGUAGAACACUGGAUUUUGUUAACAUAUCAGACAACCAGUUAGAAGGGCCAAUUCCAAACAGUCCAGCUUUUCUUAAUGCUCCAAUUGAAUCAUUUAAAAAUAACAAAGGGCUGUGUGGUAAUGUCAAAGGCCUCAGACGUUGCUCAAAGAGGAACAAAGUCAUCAUGUGGGUACUUCUUGCUGUGGGAAUUGUAAUACUAGUGUUGUGUGGGGUGGGGCUCUCAAUGUAUCUACUUUGUAGAAGUAAACCAAAGGAAGAAAUUCAAUCUGAAGAAGAACCUGAAAGGGUAGCACUCUUUUCCGUGUGGAGCUAUGAUGGAAAGAUAAUGUUUGAGAAUAUCAUUGAAGCUACAGAGAAUUUUGAUGACAAAUAUCUCAUUGGAGUGGGAGGUCAAGGAAACGUUUACAGGGCGUUGUUGCCAGCAGGUUUGGUUGUGGCUGUGAAGAAGCUUCAUUCAGUGACAGAUGAGGAAAUGUCAAAUUUCAGCUCAAAGGCUUUCAUCAGCGAGAUUCAAACCUUGACGGAAAUUAGGCACCGGAAUGUCAUAAAGCUUCAUGGGUUUUGCUUACACUCAAAGUUCUCAUUCUUGGUUUAUGAGUUCUUGGAAGGGGGAAGCUUGGAUCAAGUGCUAAACAGUGACACACAAGCAGCAGCAUUUGAUUGGGAAAAGAGGGUGAAUGUUGUGAAAGGUGUGGCCAACGCUUUGUCCUAUAUGCACCAUGAUUGUUCUCCUCCUAUAAUUCACCGCGACAUAUCAAGCAAGAAUGUUCUUCUAGAUCUUCAAUAUGAAGCUCAUGUCUCUGAUUUUGGAACAGCAAAGUUUCUGAAGCCUGGUUCACAUACUUGGACCGCAUUUGCAGGCACCUUUGGUUAUGCAGCUCCAGAGCUCGCUCAGACAAUGCAAGUGAAUGAGAAAUGUGAUGUAUAUAGCUUUGGGGUGUUUGCUUUGGAAAUCAUCAUGGGAAUGCAUCCAGGAGAUCUUAUUUCUUCAUUGAUGUCACCAUCUACAGUACCAAUGGUUAAUGAUUUGCUAUUGAUUGAUAUUUUAGAUCAAAGACCUCAUCAGGUUGAAAAACCAAUUGAUGAGGAGGUGAUCUUGAUUGCAAGUCUGGCACUUGCUUGCUUGAGGAAAAAUCCACAUUCUCGUCCAACUAUGGAUCAAGUAUCCAAGGCUCUUGUAUUAGGAAAGCCACCUUUGGCUUUGGGGUACCAGUUUCCUAUGGUAAGAGUAGGACAACUCCACUAAAUCAUCUCUUGUACAUUAUUGACAGUUGAAGUAAGUGUGUAAAGACAUUUUUGGUCCAUCGUUGAACCAGUCAAUUCUAACUGUUAGAUACAAAAUUUAAAUUGAUGGUCAAGAUUGAAUGCAUAGUGAAAGGGCAAAAAUAAAAAACUUGAAUUUAUUUCUCA